CGCAUGCACUGAAUUGCCCUGAGAAUUACGAUGACAUCGGGAGCGGCUGCGUGCUCGCCCCCACCGAGUGGUUGACCGCGCUCGAGGCCCAGGUUCAGUGCCGCGAAUUGCACGGGGAACUCGCCACCCUCGACCGCUGCGACUUUUUCACGGACGCUGUGCACUACCUUGAAGAAACAGGCGGGAUGAACGAUAGUUUCUGGAUCGGUGGAAGGUACUCAGUGACCCGCGAUGAAUGGCAUUGGAGGGACGGUUCUGUUAUAGCCAUGGGGGCACCCUUCUGGGGAACGGCUGGCGGAGGCACGUGGGAGCCUUGGGGAGGUCAGUGCACUGGGAUUUUCUAUGGAGAUAAUCCCUACAUGGGGGCGUAUGAUUGCUCAUGGGAGUUUCAUCACAUCUGUGAAGGGCCACCAACAGCAGAGGGCCAUUGCAACCUCCCUUACACGGCGGUAGGAAGUCAGUGCCUGAGCUUUGAAAGCUCAGCCAGGCAGUCAUGGGAGGCGUCGAGAAAUAUCUGCCAGGAGGAUGGUGGCGAUCUGGUCACAUUCGAUAACUGCGAGCAGUUCGGAGUAGUGGCUAAUUACAUCCUCGAACAAGAUUUGCAGCACAUUACCAACUACUGGGUCGGUGGCUACCUUGAAACCUGGUACACGGAGGACUGGUUUUGGGUCGACAAUUCCUCGAUUCCAAUGGGACUUCCUUAUUGGGGUCAGUACUACCCCGGAAAAUUGCUCCCCGACAACUCAGCAGCCGAGCGGUGUCUGGAACUCGGUUAUGAAUGUCGGCAUCGGUUCAACGACCGUGACUGCCUGGACUUCCGCCGGCCGCUCUGCAUGGCAUCUCCAGUUGAAUGACAACUUAGUGGCAUGAAUCACAUUUUCAUAGCACAAUCAGUUUUCAAGGUAAAACCUUUCGGAGAAUGCCAUACCGAAUACCAGAGAAUACCAAUACCAUAAUAUUUGAACAUGUUAUCUCGAGACCGCGGGUGAAGGUAAGAAAAAAUUAACACGGAACCGCUCAUCUUUGCUUUCGAUAUAAUGCUGACAUUAAAUUAAUACUAUAUGAAAGCAGGUAAUUCAAAUU
This is a messenger RNA of Hyalella azteca, 1083 nucleotides long. Its product is annotated as secretory phospholipase A2 receptor. The annotation marks the transcript as partial. The transcript has 6 exons. The record is from RefSeq and is a predicted model, not a curated record. NCBI's taxonomy places the organism in Eukaryota, Metazoa, Arthropoda, Malacostraca, Amphipoda, Hyalellidae.